AUGAUUCAACAAUCGUUUUGCAUUGCAUCAGAUGAUUUGGAAACGAAUAUAAAAGAAAAUUUAACAACCAAUAUGUAUACCGAUUUAAAUGAAAUCGAUAUGAAUAUUAAUCCGAAAACUGAAGUUAUAAGUUAUAUGGAUCGUCCUGUUAGUGUACAAGAUGCUGAAUUAUUACUUUCAAUAAGUACUGUAUCAUCACCACCAUCAAAACCAAGAAAACUUCAUCCUAAAUUUCGACCAUAUAUUUGUGAAUCAAUUGAUACAUCAAUUCCAACAUUAAAUAAUUUAACAUUAUCAAAUCGAUCAAAUUCAAUAUCAUCAUCUGUAUCUGAUGAAUAUUCAUCAACAUCAUGUACAUCUCCAUAUUCAUCAUCAAAUGAUGAUAGUCAAACAUCUUUAAUUCAAAAUAAUAAUAAUAAUGAUACUCCGAUUACUAAUAAUAAUCAAGAAUAUCAUGUACUCUAUGUUAAUCUCAAUGGUGAAUAUGUUCCUGUAGCUAAAACUUCAUUUACAAUUUCGACAACAUUUCCAUUAUCAAACUUUCAAAUAUCAACAUGUAAACCAAAAUUAAUAUUUGAUCGAAAAAGAAAUCAUAUUUGUACAUAUUCUGGUUGUCAAAAAUCAUAUUUUAAAUCAUCUCAUUUAAAGGCUCAUAUUCGAUUACAUACUGGUGAAAAACCAUUUUCAUGUUCGUGGUCAAAUUGUGAUAAAACAUUUGCACGAUCAGAUGAAUUAAGUCGACAUCGACGAACUCAUACUGGUGAAAAAAAACAUGUUUGUCCUGUAUGUCAAAAAGCCUUUAUGCGUAGUGAUCAUUUAUCAAAACAUCAAAAACUUCAUACAAAAAUUAAGAUUUCAUCUUCAUGA
This is a messenger RNA of Rotaria sp. Silwood1, 867 nucleotides long. The record is from the annotation of a GenBank genome assembly. Lineage: Eukaryota; Metazoa; Rotifera; Eurotatoria; Philodinida; Philodinidae.